Toxotes jaculatrix (banded archerfish) is the source of this 7927-nucleotide messenger RNA. Its product is annotated as mucin-2-like. The transcript is spliced from 5 exons. Lineage: Eukaryota; Metazoa; Chordata; Actinopteri; Toxotidae. The coding region runs from base 939 to 3536 and encodes 865 amino acids. The record is from RefSeq and is a predicted model, not a curated record.
CUUGACGUGCCGCUGGCGCUGAUGGCGGCGGGGCUGGCGGAGGGUCGCACCGAGGAGGGAGAGCGAGGAGGCGGGGAACCGUUGAGACAGAGAGAGGAGGCCCCGGCGGUACCGAGCGCCGACACACCGACAGACAGGCAGUAAUCACGCCGACAACAGGAGCAGCGAGGCCCGCAGACCGACACGGAGGAGGACGGACGGACGGAUGCGGCGGUACGGGUGUUUUUGUUUAUUAGCUACCGGGGGAUUUUGCCGUUAACGACAGCUGGAGGGUUCGUCUGCAGGCUGGGUGACUGAGAUCAUACACACCGAGAAUAUAAACACACGGGAUGCAGCGUCCGGGCACUGACAGUUCAGGCCGUCAUCCUGUCCCCCAGCUCUCUACUACAGCUGCAGCACUGGUGGUAUUUAGGUGCAGCAGUCAGUGCUAAUACCUGUGUUUGCUAGGUGAGUCAGUGAAACACCUGAGAGUCUGCGGCUGUGGGGGGCGCUACUCUAACCUGUGAGGCGGCCCUGAUAACCUACAGCAGCUCUGAGGACUCUCACUUAAUUGUGCACUAGCGCAUUUUGGUGCUAACGGACCUGGAACAACUACCAUAGGCCCCUGAAUCGUUCCUGCCUUGUUGGAAUCUCGCUGGUGAUGAGCUCAGUAGUUUGUCGUCAGAAUAACGACUCUGCCAGGCUAACGGCUGUGAACCUGUCACCUGCUCUGAAAAUGUAGAUUAGCUCCAUUUUGAAGCUACUUGAGGUUAGCAGCUAAGAGCUAGCACACCAAACACCUGCUCCCUCCAGAAGUAAAAUUCGAUUAGAAAACAAAUUAACUGAAAAUGUAGUUGGAUUCUCCAGGAUUACGUGUUUAGCAGCUAACGGCUAGUUAGCAGCUAGAGGUGAGCUUGCAGCUGUGGCGCGGGGCUAAGACCGGGCAGAGCAGGGGUGCGAUGGAGUACCACUCCGGUGGCAGCCUGCCCCUGCUGGGGAGACCGCGGUACUGCCCCGGGGCCAACGCUAACGGAGGAUACCUUUGUGAGACGGGACACUGCUGUGGAGAAACCGGCUGCUGCACCUACUACUACGAACUCUGGUGGUUCUGGCUGCUGUGGACCGUCCUCAUCCUGUUCAGCUGCUGCUGUGCCUACCGACACCGUCGAGCCAAACUGAGAGUCCAGCAGCAGCAGAGGCAGAGGGAGAUCAGCCUGCUGGCCUACCAUGGAGCCAACUCCUACCCCUCCUCCAUGCUGGACCUCAGUUUCCUGGCAUCUCUGAAGCUGCCGUCCUAUGAGGAGGUGGCGGCUCAGCCCUCCACCCCUCCUCCGCCCUACAGUUCUGUGUUCACCACCCCACGCUACCCACAACCCCCCCGCACCGUCGACCCCCACCUGCUCACGCAGCAUGGCCCCCUGCUGCACCGGCCACUCAGCGAUGGCCCCUCCUCCCUCAGCUCCGACAACAGCUCCAGUUGCUCCUGUGACUCCUGCUGCCCCUCCUCGCCAUGUAGCUCCUCCCUAUCGGCACCUGUCACAUACGAGACUGACACAAGCCACGCCUCCACGCCCAGUGAGGCCGCACCCCUCACUCUUGAUGUCACCAUGGAAACCAUCACUGCCGCGGCUACCUGCUUAGAGGUAAAUGAGGCACGAUUUGCUUCUGAGACGAUGGUUGCCACGGUGGCGAUUGACGUCAGCGAUGCAGAUGCUGCCGGAGCUCAGGAACCUGUUGCCACGGACUCAUCGGUUCACAACCAGACUGUUACUGUGGCCGUUGUUACCAGGGCGGCCUCCCCCCAGCCUGUGCCCUCUCCUGGAUCUGAGGUGGCCCUUCCUGUUGGAGCUACAUCUCCCAUAAAACAACAGCUUGAUCUACAACCAUGCACCCUGAUAGUUAGCGCUUGUAGCUCAAGCACAGUCGCUAGUCCAACUGUUGUUAACACAGCACUUCCCUCCAUCCAAAUAAUAAGCAUUGAGGACCCAGCUGAGGGCCCUGAAUCUACCCCUGCCCCAAAAAUCACUUCGCCAGGCCCUUCUACCCCAACAGAUAACACUUCUGACAGACCUACAACCAACCUAACCCCAGAUACCCUUGAUCCAACAAGAACUUUUGAUACAGCCGUUCCUAACAGCCCAACUUCAGUACCAAACCCAGAUGUCAGAAGAAUUUUAGCCCCGAUUACAGGCUCUGCUGGUGUCCCAACCCUGGACCCAAAUCCCAGCCUUGUGCCAAUCCUGGCACCUUCAAAGCUUACCCAAGCUCCAGACCCAGUGCCUACAAACCUUAACCAAACUGCAGAGACAGGACCGAAAAAUGUUAUCCAGUCUCCAGAAGCAGCACCUUCCAAUCUGACCCACUCUACUGAAGUGUUGCCAAACCUUACCCAAUCUGCAGAAGCAGUACCCUCAAACCUUAUCCCAGUGCCAGACCCACAAACAAAAACCACCGUGGUUCCAGAUUCCACACUAAACCCUGUUCUAACUCCUGCACAUUCAAACCUUAACCUAGCCACAGAUGCAGCACUCACUUCACCCACAUUAGCCCAUUGCCAGAACCCAGAGCUGACACCUGGGUCAGGUCUAGCCCUGGUUCCUGCCAGCCCAAUGUCCGACUUGCCCCAACAUCCAGGGGCUGUAGGCAUUCUUGUAUCUUGUCUAGAUCCAGAUGCAACACCAGCUGAUUCAGGUCCUCGCCUGGUCCUCUCUCAAUUCUCUGAGUCAGACAUUAUCAGUCCAUCAGAUGUCCAGGCUGGUCUUAGUUCUGGUUCUGGGUCAUGCUCUGGUAUUGGCUCUAGAUCAGGCACACUGUCUGCUCCUGCCCCAGUGCUCACCUUCCCAACACCUGCAUCCUCCUCUUCCUGCCCAGCCAUAACCAUAGAGCCAGAAUCUUCUUUUGCUCCUUCUCGUUUACCCCCUUCAGCCCUCUCCCCAUCCUCACCCCCAUCUCUUUCCUCUCCUCCAUUUCCACCCUCCCCUCCAGGCCUGCCUUCCACCUCCCUCCCAGCCCCAGCUUUACUCCUGGACCCCCUCACUGCUUUGCACCAGUCUGACAAAAGUGGAUCUUCCUCUGGCCACGCUUCCUCACUCUCCCCGUCACCUCGUGCCACUCAGUCCCCUCCAAAACAGACUCUCUUCUCCCCCUGUGUGGAUGUCUUUGAACCAGGACCUCCCAACUGGGACGACGAAGAGGAGGAGCAGGAGGAGGAGGACAAUGAUGAUGAUGAAGAUGAUGACAUGGGAGCCGAUGAAAGCCAGUAUAGGCAUCGUCGACUCACUGGCGACUCUGGAAUUGAGGUGUGCAGGUGUCGGGUAGACGAGGAAGAUGAUGAAGAAGAGGACGAGGGGCAAAGGAAGGAGGAUGGUAGGAGAGGAGGUGGAGGGGAGAGGGAUAAAAAAGGUGGAGGAAAUACUGAUCUCCAUGAUAGUGUGGACUGCCCUGCCAGAGGUCAGAUAACCACAGGGGAAGGACUUACACUGUGUAACCCCACCUCCUCCACCACGCCAACACCGGAGGACAGCGGCGAAGUCGUCAUUGUCAUGGAGACAGUGUGAAUGACAGAAAUGGGCGAAUCAAACCAUUCUUCAUUCAAACAAGGGAUGAAGAGAAAGAAAAUGAUGGCGUUCGCUCUUAAAACUGGAAGUUUGUGAACGCAGAUAUUGAUCAGUUACAUCAUAUCAGUAAAUGUUGCUUGUUCAGCAGCUGUUAGUCAGACCAGCACAGGUUCCAGGCUCCUGCAUGGUGAGUACAGGUGUGUUUUAAUAGAGAGGUGGGUGUUUACUCGGAUUGUACCCAAGGUUGAUAAAGUUUUACAACCUCCACGCUACAGAACCGCUGCCUGCUAUUUGUACAAUGUCAUGAAAAAUUCUGACCCAUGCUCCAUAUUUGAUCCCAGCAGAGUAACACCGGAGAAUUCUCUAUUCGAGACGAUUGUCUGAAUCUCUACCAGAGGCUAUGAACAGAGAGGAGGCUGAAACAGCUUGAAGCGAUGUGUCUGCAGAUCCACUCGGUAACGUUGUCAGUCAGAGUGAACAGUCUGAUAACAGAUUUCUUUAUGGAGCUCAAGGUGACACAGUUACGUGUCUGAUCUUCAGCUCGAAUUCACUACACUGAAUCAGUUCCCUUCCUCGCAAAAGUCUUAGUGUUAUUUAAAGGGGCGUGUCACCAAUUUUACACAUACAGGCUUCAAACUUUCAACACUAACCCCACGCAAAGGGCUGUGGAGUCUGCUUUAACCCCUAACUUUAUGGAAGUGUGGUACUAAAUCGUUGGAGUGCCCCCUUUAACCUGCAUCGUUGACAUUCAUAAUUACCAGCUCGGGCACCUUUAACCUGAACUACUAGUCAUUAUAAACUUGCUAACUAGCAGAAGAGUUUUGAAAAGAUAGUAUCACAGUCACACUGCUCUGUGGACUGAUCCACUGACGUUCAUUCCCACGAGUCGUAAACAUCAGAAUCAUUCCCAUCGCUGAUCUCUGUCCCACAUGGUUUGAACGCAGCAUGAAGACUGCGACACGUUUGCAUCAGAGCAUUAAACCUCUGUCAGAAAUUAUGUUGUCUUUCUUACGUCCAUCGCUCACCCACAAGAAGAGAACAACUUUAAAUAGUUGAACGUUAAGCAGAAGACUCCUCGCUUGUCUUGGGUGAUGACGGGGAUUUGGAAACGUGCCGGGGACAAAUUGGCUGCUUUGGAAAUGAAGCGGGCCCGAUGUAGGAGGAUGAUUCACUGACUGACAGAGGGAAGACUGAUUCAUUCAUUAGAGGGGACGUUUUGAUGAAGAAGUCUGUCAGGAAAGCGGAAUUAGGUGGGUAGUUUCUGAAAUGGGAAAGACAGUUUCUCAGAGCUGAUGCAUUCAUGGCAACUUGAUCCUAUAGGGAGGGUUUCAGGGUGGAGGGAUCAGUUGGUUUCCUGUGCGUCGGCCAUCCAGCAGAGAAAAGCUUCUGCGUAAAUAGGAAUAAACAAUGGGCACUGUUAGACAGAGACAAAGCACCAAACAGCACAGAGACGGGGACACGUCAUCAUUCCUGUCUUUGUCUCUUUCUCUGAAUUUGAGGUCAGAUGCAACAACAAGUCUCAGACACUGUUCAAGCUGCUUUCGGUCCCCGGCUAAACUCUUAAAAUACCUUUCACAUUGUGCACCUCCCAGUUCAUAGACACCUCCUUUUCAUUCAGAUCCUUUAUUCUGCUGAAAACUAAAUUUGCAUCAGUGGUCCAGCUCUUUCAGGGCUUUGAAAAGUGACAGUAAAAAUUGACAGCAACCUCAAACCUGUCAAAGAGCAGCGGAGCUGAGUCAUGCCGAAAUAUUUUUAGCCCAUUGUUGUAACAUAUUAAUGUUUCGUACGCUGUCAGAUCGAUCGGUGUGUCAAUAUUGAUAUUUUGUGACAGAAAGACAAAGGUAGAGUAUAUUUUGUCAAUGACAGAGUGUUGCUAACAUUUGUAUUGUACAUGCUGGUGUGUUUCUAACCACCUCCGAAUCUGAAGUUAGUGAAGAGCAAUAUUUUUCAUCAGCAAGAGUCUGUGUGUAAAUAACCCCCUCCACAAAAUUCAGGGCGGCUGCUUCAGGAAGGGUCGAGGGAGCUGCGACUGUUGGGUGGAAACCUUCGUACUCCAGGUGACUGUCAUGUUUUACAGGUUUCUCCUAAACCCUCCAGAGAAACUGAGAAAUACAUCAGGGUCAGAGAGAAAACAGUUUUUACCCAACAGCAGCAGAGUAAUGGUUGUCAAUGGUGACGAGUCGUUUCCAACACGCUCGAUGGAGGUGUACCAUCACACAUCUGUUAUACUUCGUCCACGUCACCAUAAUAACCUGUUUAGCAGAGUGAGUGAACUGUGUCUUACCUUUUCUGACACCUGCUCCCACAAAGUGCACUUGUUUUUGCAGCUUGUCGUGUAAGCUGUGUUAGAAAGUUCCACAGAUGUGUGUUGAUCCAAACCAGAUGUUGAAGCGUGUUGGAAAAGACACCAAAGAGUAACCAGCGAGUGUGCAGCGAUGUUUGAUUUUACCGGCAGAUGGUUGCUUGAAUGACGCCUUAUUCAGACUGGACGUACGGGAGGUACAUGACAGGUUCAGUCCGAAUGGGGCUUCAGAAAGCAAAGAAACAGCAUCUUGAGGCAAUAUCAUCUCAGAGGACAGUGAUGUUCUCAGGUCCCUGUGUAACAUGGCAGCCGCCGUGGUGCAGUGGUCACCUGAUGAUGGUUUCAGUCGCCUGUAUCAUUUAUUCAGCCUCCUCCGAUGGAAAGAUCUGGAGUCUGGUUGACUGAUCCUUAAACCCUGUGUCCAUGCUGCAUUACAAUACAGACUCGUCGCAAUAGGACAAUGGGUAUGACUUUGUGGACAGAGGUGCCCGCACGGACGCCCAGGAUGGACAAAGCUAUGUUGGACUUCAUUAAGAUAAAAGCAGCGUCCUGCCAUGGACAGGACGGGAUGGAGCUGAUUGACAGCUGGAGGUUUUCUGGACUGUGUGAAGUGUGCACAAGACUGGAUUCAUUCACAGAUGAUAAAAAUGACCCGGCCUCUCUUUUCUAAACCUCUGUGGGGAAACUCACAGACACAGGAAUCUGGUUUUGAGUCUGGACGUUGGAGAACUCGAGCUGAUGAUGUCUUCGAUUCGUCUCUGACUGAGGUCAAAAACGCGACCUCGUGCGACUGAAUCCAGGCAGAAUUCCUGUGGACAGAGGAAGAAGAGUUCGUAGAGGCUGAAGAACCUGAGAGAGCUCGAGGGUGACACCGAGCCGUCGAUGUUGUGGUUGAUGUUGUGGUUGAUGGUGUUUUUUGUUUACCUGAACUAAUAAGGUUAUAUAUCUCCACGGUUACAGAGUGCCAUUUCUACUUGACAACUGUUACUACUUAGCAUUAGAUAGAGCUGUUCUCGCUCUGCGUGGCUGUGAGCUUUCAACCGGAGUGACUGGGGAAAUGUCGUCUGUAGCUCAGGUUCCCAAAGGUUCUGCAGCUCCCAGAUCAGCCUCGUAAACACAGCUGGUGCUGAUGUGACGUCUGUUGACGUGUGUUUGGGUCGACGAUCUCCCUGUACACGAGGCUGGUGUUAGGGCUAAGCUAACUUUGGAAACCUGAGCUUUAAAUUUUUGUUUAGUUUUUGUAGUUUUUCAUCAAAUGUCUGUGGAUGAAAACGUUCAGAAAAUCCUUUCUCAGAGUUUCACGCUGACUGGAUUCACACUGACGGGUCACAUCUGGUUUUAACCCAAAAUCAACUCAUGGAUGAGUCAGAUUAACUCUAAGAUUCCUAAAGUGAAACGUCUCCUGGCUGUUAGUCCCACUCUACAUGAAGCAUGGGACAAACCUGAAGACCAGCUGAAUCCUACAGAGACUGGAUAAACCACACAUAACGAGUCUUUCCACCAGCUUACACAGAUUUAGUCUCUGACUGUGAACACAAACUGACUGGAACAGAAACCAUCAUAAGAUCCUGCAACAGGAAACGUAGGUCAUCAGACACAGAGCUGAGGAGAAAACGAGCAGACAAAAAAAUGUUCAGCGGUUGAUUUAAUGUGAUAAUAAUCAAAUCAAACCUGUGCUGACCCUGAAACAUGAACCCAGUCACAGCUUUAGACAACUCUGGAUUUUGGCCUCGUUAAAUUUUCACUGUUUGGGCUCUUGUUGACUGGAAGCAGCUCCACCUGUGCUGAAGAACUUAAUUUACUAAAACUUGAGAUUGUUCCUCCUGCUGUAGGAGCCCCUCCCUCUGUCUAAAGGAUGUGUCUCUCUUCUUAUCUCGUCUCUUCUGUCCUUCCUUUUUGCAUGAGGUUUGUGUCGGAGGGUUUGAAGGAAGCAGAGAAGAGAUCGGUCUUUAAAAUUCCUUAAUAUUAUGAUAACAAUGCUAAUUAUUAGUAUUAUCUAAUUAAUUGUGUGUGUGUGGACGUACGUAUGUGUGAUUUAACUAAACCAGCCUGUUCUAAUAGUGUGUGAAGAUAUACAGAAUAAAACUGU